CUUAGCAGAAAGCUUCUUUGCACUGUAGGGUCGAUUGUUGACCAGUGUGCACACGCGUUAAAUUUUUAUCGAUCCGUAAAUUUUCUAUAAUAUAUAAAAAGCUUAGAUUUUUCACACCUCCCGUGCGCGAGUGUUGUUGGACGCGACGCCCAAAAGUUUCGUGCGACAAUGACGAGAACAAAUUCUAAAGUUUACAUCAACUACAAACUGCCUUUAAAAUGACAAGAGAGCACGACUACCGUCUGACCUCGCACAGCAUUCAUAUACGUCGUUCAUUCAUCCUUUCAACACAGACAGGGAGUGGAGGUGUGGGGGUGCGUGUAGGUAUAUAGGCGCGAAAUCGCGAUCAGCAGCUUUUCCCCCAUUCAAGGUGAGAAAAAAUGUGCGAGGAGAGCGUCGAGCUGCACAAUCUCUUUUUCUACGCGAACGCGUGUCACGUCUGCAAGAGCAGCGGCAACGAGACCCAGCUGAAGAAAUGCAGCAACUGCAAGAUGAUCUCGUACUGCAGCAAGGAGCACCAGAAGCAGCACUGGCUCCAGCACAAGAAUCUCUGCCGAGUCCUGGCCGAGCUCAUGGACGAGACGGACAAGUCGAAUCCCCUCGAGGGCCACAAGGACUGCGGCAGCCAGGACUGGGUCAAAGCCAAGAUGAAUCUCAUGCUCGUGGCCAGCAUGAAGCUCAAUCGCAAGCUCCUGCCCUACGAGGAGGAGAUGUUCAAGUUCCCGAAGGCUUGCUACGUGUGCCACGAGACCGACGUCAAGCUCCUCGAGGACUGUCCCUCCUGCCCGUGCGCGAGCUUUUGCCACGAACAUCGAAAGGACCCGCACCACAGCGCCGACUGCGACAAUCUCAGUCUGUGCUACGAGGUCGACAUCGCGUCCACCGUCUUCAUGCGAGAAGUACCCAGGAACAGCGUACCCUACCAUACCGAAAUGGCUUAUCUACCCGCUUCUAUCAAGCACUUCAUUGAUCUCUAUUGUAACGAGGAUAAAUCACUUUGUAUUUCUAGUAACAUAACGAUAGCGCAUACGUCGGAAUAUCUCACUAGACCAUUGACUUUGCUUCAUGCAAUGGAGAAAUUGGAUCACACGGUUGAAUCGAUUCUGACGGUGCAUGUCAUUGGUGCGAAUAUGCUCGAAUACGACGGAGUUGAAAUAUGGGAAACACUUUUGCAUUGGCUACCUUCUUUAACUAUUCUAAAUAUUAUAUUAAUCGGACCAGAAUUAGAUAGCAAUAUUGAAAAAGUUCAAUGUAAUAUUUGUGAUUGUUGCAUUGAAAAGGGCAUGAAGUUAUACCUCGAAACUCAUGGUCUUUUAUACAAGGAAUAUGUUUUCAGUGACCAAUAUUCAAAACCUAAUAUAAUUGUUGGAUAUAACAUAGGCAUUCAUGAAUGUGAAAAUAUUAAUUCACCAGCAGACUUGUGGUCACCAAGUAUUCAAAUCAUUCCAGAGCAAAGAUGCCCAUUCGUUUUAACUUCUUAUACCAUGGAUGAAGCUCUUAAAGAGCACAAUAGAAUGUGUGACAUUUUCAAAAGAAAAAUAACACCUCUGUCAUGCGAAAGAAAUAAAUUUUCCAGUCUAAGGCCUCAUAGAGAUUAUGAAACUGAGGGAGUUUAUUAUCAAAAUCAAUAUGUAAUCAUCUAUAGAGAUUUCAAAUGAUUACUACAUUAUUAAUGAAAUUUAAUGUUAAUCCAAUAAGAAUUCUAUUUUUUCUCUUUGAUGUUUAAGCAUGAAAUGUGUAUGCAUAAUGAUAAAAAGCAAAAUCAAAGUUUCCAUUAAGUGAAUUUAAAAAAAGCUUGUACAUUUAUUAUGAGACAAGUUGAAAUAAUUUCAUUAGAAAGAAUAC
Trichogramma pretiosum is the source of this 1845-nucleotide messenger RNA. RefSeq lists its product as uncharacterized. The record is from RefSeq and is a predicted model, not a curated record. Lineage: Eukaryota; Metazoa; Arthropoda; Insecta; Hymenoptera; Trichogrammatidae. The coding region runs from base 381 to 1658 and encodes 425 amino acids. Gene Ontology annotation, cellular component: extrinsic component of mitochondrial inner membrane. The transcript is spliced from 2 exons.